AUGAGGCGCUUCCUGAGCAGAAAGGGCCGCUUCUCCCUGCGCCAGAGCAAGUCUGGGACCCGGAGUGCCUCCAAAGAUUUCUGUAAUCCAAGCCUUUUCCAAAAUUCACCUUCUGUCCGUCCUCCAGACCUCGGCCUCCCAGCCACCAAUCAGAACUGGCCCGAGGCGUUUGGCUUCCGACUGGGUGGCACUGGGCCCAGCUACAUCCUGUCCGUGGUGGAGGCCAGUAGUGCCUACCUGGCUGGCCUGCAGCCCGGGGACCAGGUGGUGGACAUCGAGGGCCAGGAUGUGACCAACCUCAGCACACCAGCACUGGUCGCUCUGGCUCAGACACUCAAGACGGUGCCACCCAGCAUCGGAGUGGUGUCACGGAUUGAGCAAAUUGACGUCGCUCCCGGCCCGGAUGGCCGUUUUGGCUUCACCAUCGUUGGAGACAGCCCUCUGAUGGUGGAGGACUGCAUGCCCAACGGGCCGGCCGGUCGCAAUGGCGUCAAGGCCGGGGACUACGUCAUGGAGGUCAACGGCAUCCCAGUGAAGCAUCACGAAACAGCAGCAGCCAUGAUCAAAGCGGCUCAGGGGCGGCCUCUGCGGCUGGGCGUGCUCAGCAUGGCCCGGCGGCCGAAGCGGCUGAGCAGCAGCAUGCGGGUGUUGUCGCAGAGCGGGGACAGCAUCAGGGACGGCCGCGCCCACAAGGCCAUGGAGUUCAAUAAGAAAGUGGAGGAAGUGCUCGGGGAGGAGCCAGAUGUGAAGGAACAGCUGUUCGAGGUGCUCAAGCUGUACGCUGCUGAGCGGGAUGUGGACAGUCUGGCUGAGGCCCUGCCCGACAUCUUGAUCACAGAGGAGCAUCAACAGCUGAUCGACAGUGUCAGGAUCUUCAUUCCCAAGAAGCACCGGGAGCGUUUCGACGAGGUUGUUUCCCAGAGCCUGAUGAGCCGGCUCAAAGGGCGGAGCUUUAGUGACCCUAGCCGCAACCAGCUUCGCCGCAGCCGGAGUGAGGAUCACCCCGAACGCCUUCUGGUGUCCACCCGCGCCAGUUCAGUGCCACGCACCCACGCAGAGGAAGGCGUGGCCCCCCCCGCCCGCGGCAUGCGCAAGACCACCUCCCUCAUAGCUGGUCACUCCAGUGGCACCACCACCAACUGCAGGACAGUGAGGGUGUGUAAGGGUAACGCCAGUUUCGGCUUCACUCUAAGGGGCCAUGCUCCAGUGUGGAUUGACUCUGUCAUCCCUGGAAGCCCGGCAGACAAGGCCGGUCUGAAACCAGGAGACCGCAUCCUGUUUCUCAACGGACUGGACAUGAGGACGUCCUCCCAUGAGAAGGUGGUGUCCAUGCUCCAGGGCAGUGGCGCCAUGCCCACUCUGGUAGUGGAGGAUGGUCCGCCUACCUUCACCCUGGCAGAGCAGGACCUGGCGGGGGGCGGCGUUCCCACAGAGUGUGCCCGCUCCCCUGUGCUCAGCUCCCUGCAGUGGGUGGCAGAGAUUCUUCCACCCAGUAUCCGGGUUCAGGGCCGCACCUUCGGGCAGCAGCUGGAACACCUACUGACCGUCCAGGAGAAGUACACCAUCUGCAAGGCUCUGGAGAACUUCUUCCAGCACAGGAAUGUUGACACUCUGAUCGUGGAUGUGUUCCCGGUGCUGGAUACUCCAGCCAAACAGGUGAUCUGGCAGUUUGUUUACCAGCUGCUGACGUACGAGGAGCAGGAGCACUGCCAGAGCAAGAUCUCACGCUUUCUUGGAUUCAAAGCGCCAGUUCCACCACCACCGCCACCUCCACCUCCUGUGGAGCCCGAGGUUGCCUCCGAGCCCCAUCGACGUAGCAGCUCCAUGAGGGUGACGGGGACCACGUACAGGAGCAGUGGGAGGGGACGGAGCUCUGAUGACCUGGUCAUUGGCACACACAUGGGCAUGGGCCUGCGUGUAGAGACGGUGCUGGAGACGGGUAUGAGGUUGGCUCCAGGAGAGAGGCAGUCAGGAGAUGGGACCUCCCUCCCCGAGACUCCGAACAACCUCACCGAUCUGUCGGCAGUGUACGCUGAACUGGAGAACAUGUAUUCAAGCAAGAGGUCCAAGUCUCUGAAGAGUCGUCCUCCUCCCACCCCCGAGAGUUACCUGGAACUGGAGCCUCCCUCGCGCACAGCCUCCCCCACAAUACAUGCUAACACAGGGCUGACGAGCCAGACCAGUGGGGAAUCCAACCCCUACAUCAGCCUGGACAGUCCCCCUCCAUCCCCCCCAGAGCCCCCUGACUACCCGUCCACUCCCCCCGGCGUCCGCAGCAACAAGCGGCGUUACACCUUCUCCAAACCACCUCGCUCAGAAGACACGGAUCGCUUUCUGGACGCACUGAGCGAGCAGCUGGGGCAGAGGGUGGCCAUCAUCGAUGACUUUCUGACUCCGGAGAACGACUAUGAGGAGGAUGUUGUGCAGAUGGGCUUCCCUGAUGAGGAGGAUGAGGAUAAUGAUGAGGAGUUGGUGGUGGACGAAGAUGAAAAUGGAGGAUUUGUGGCUCCAGAGCUCAGCAGUCCGAGUGAUGUUCAAAGCAGCAGUGGAGAGGAGAAUGCCUCCUCCCUCACCUACUCCUCCUCCUCCGACCACAUCCCUCCACCCCCGAUGACCCCUCCGCCACCCCCUCCUGUUCAGUUCAAUGACCCGACUCUUCCACCUCCACCUCCACCUCCACCUCCACCUCCAGCACCUGCACAGACUCAGUCUCAGCCCCAGCAACAGCUUAGCUACACCCCUGAACAUUCUCCAAGAGCAUAUGUGCCCAUCCGCCGCAAAUCUGGGCCUCCUCCCCCACCCCCGCCCCGCAAUAAUCCACCCCGUAAACGGCACUCCUUACAUAAAGUGCUGCCCACAAGAGAGGACCUUCAGGUCCAUCAACAGAUUUACCAGAGCCACCACUCGAUGCCUAACCAGCCAACACAGCAGAAAGCUCACUCACCUCUGCCUUCCCAACAACUCCAUCAGUCCUUACCCCCACUCCCCUCUCCAGACUCCUCCCAUCCCCACGCUAACCAUCCGCUGUAUAUAAUGCGUCAAGCACAGCAGCAACAGGCCCACCAGAGUCAUCACCACCGACGUCUGUCCCGUUCAGCCCCACCUCCACACCAGGCAUCGCCCCAACCAACAGCCCACCCAAGCCAACAAGGUAAAUACGCUGAGGGCAUCUACCAAAGCCAUCAAGGCAUGAUACCCCAGGCCCACCAUUCCUCUGCGGAGGUGCUUCACCAGAUGCACCAAGCCCCAGCCCAUCACGCUUCUACCGAGAUGCUCCAUCAGUUGCAACAAUCCCAGGCCCACCAUUCAUCUGCUGAGGUGCUCCAGCAGAUACAACAAUCCCAUGCCCUCUUCUCGUCAUCGGAAAUGCUCCACCAAAUGCACAAGACCGAGGCCCAUCAUUCCUCAACAGAGGUUCUGCACCAAGGUCAUCAGAUGCAGCAAAUGCAGCCCCACCACUCCUCGACCGAAGUUCUCCAUCAAGCGCAUCAGAUGCAUCGGGCACAGCCACACCAUUCAUCUACUGAGCUGCUCCAUCAAAUGCACCAACCCCAAGCCCACCACUCCUCGACAGAGCUUCUCCAUCAAGCCCACCAGAUGCACCAAACCAAGCCCCACCACUCCUCUACAGAGCUUCUGCAUGAAGCCCAGCAGGAGCCUGCCUCCCUCCCUUUUCAGCUAAACCGGGACAGCCACUCCCAUCAGAGUCGGAAAAGUCUUAAAGGUCAUCAUCAGACCCAAGUGUCACCGCAAGGGAGACACCAAGAACAGCAGAUCCACCAAACCCAUCACCCCCAGCCCACCAAACCCUCUCCCCAAAGACCCCACUCUACCCAGCAGACCCACCACCACUCCAGCACACCUCAGAUCCACCACAUCCACCACAUGACCCCACUACCACCUCCGAAGGACUACCAACACCAGAUUCAUGUAAUCCACCCUCCCCAGCAACCCCACAGGCCUCAGCCUCUUCUUUCCACAUUUCAGCCGCUCCAGCCGCACCAGCCCAACCUCUCCUCUUUUCAGCCUCUGUCCAAACACCACCAAUCCCAGCACCAAGUCCAGCCCUCCCCCCAAGCCACCCGCUCGCAGUCCCAACCCUCACACCAUCUGCUGCAGCAGCAACACCAGCCCCAAACCCAGUCCCACCAUAAGCAAUCCCAUGGCCAGCCCCAGUCCCUCCCACACUCGUUGUCUGACCCUUCAGAGCAUCUGGAGCCCCCUCCGCCUCCACCCUUGCCCCCACCCUGCUCACCUCCACCCUUGCCCAGGCCUUCGCUCUCUAGGAUGGACUCCAACCACAUGAGUGUGAAGAGGUUACGCUGGGAGCAGGUGGAAGACUCCGAGGGGACUAUCUGGGGACAGUUGGGAGAAAAUUCUGACUAUGACAAACUGCAUGACAUGGUGAAGUAUCUGGAUCUGGAGCUGCACUUUGGGACACAGAAGAGCUCCUUGCCGGCACCGGAGCCGUCCCCGCCAGACAUUUUCAAAAAGAAAGAUGUGAUUGAAAUCCUCUCCCAUAAGAAGGCCUACAAUGCCUCCAUCCUGAUAGCCCACUUAAAGCUGUCUCCAGGGGAGCUGCGCCAGGUGCUGAUGAACAUGGUCACCGAUAGGCUGGAGCCGGCCCACCUCAAACAGCUACUGCUGUAUGCCCCUGAUGCAGAAGAGGUCAAACAGUAUGAAGGUUACACACAGGACCCCGGCAAGCUCAGUGAGCCAGACCAGUUCGUGUUGCAGUUGUUGUCAGUUCCAGAGUACAAGACCCGCCUGCAGUGCCUCCUCUUCAAGUGCUCUCUCCAGGAGAAGACGGAGGAGUUGAGGGGAGCGUACGACAGUCUCUAUCAGGCUUCCAUGGAGCUGAAGACGAGCAAGAAGCUCGCUAAGAUACUGGAGUUUGUGUUGGCGAUGGGGAACUACUUGAAUAACAGCCAGCCUAAAACUAACAAGACCACAGGCUUUAAGAUCAACUUCCUCACAGAGUUGAGCACAACUAAAACAGUGGACGGGAAGUCGACAUUUCUACAUAUUCUGGUCAAGUCGUUAUGUCACCACUUUCCUGACGUGUUAGAUUUUUCCAAAGAUUUAACUACGGUUCCUCUUGCAGUCAAAGUAAACCUGAGGACUAUCGCCUCCGACCUGAACGACCUUCAUGCAGCCAUCCAGGACAUUCGCUCAGCCUGCCAGAAGAUGCCUGCGGCUGCUGAGGACCGCUUCGCUGUCGUCAUGAGUAACUUUCUGGAAAACAGUCAUCCAGCAGUCCAGUCUCUGGAGUCCCUGCAACAGAGAGCUAUGGAGGAAUUCACCAAAACGGCCUCUUACUUUGGGGAAGACGGCAAUGCCACGAACACGGAGGCCUUCUUUGGUAUCUUUGCUGAGUUCAUGCACAAAUUUGAGAGAGCUCUCAGUGAUCAGCAAGCUGCAGAAAAUCAGAAGAGCCCCAGAAGUCCACGAAUGGCCUCCCCACUGGCCUGGUAACACACACACACGCACACGCACACACACUCU
Molecule: messenger RNA, 5505 nt
Organism: Cyclopterus lumpus (lumpfish)
Lineage: Eukaryota; Metazoa; Chordata; Actinopteri; Perciformes; Cyclopteridae
Gene: grid2ipa
Product: glutamate receptor, ionotropic, delta 2 (Grid2) interacting protein, a
Exons: 24
Coding region: 1-5475 (1824 amino acids)
Biological process (GO): regulation of DNA-templated transcription
Molecular function (GO): protein binding
Source: RefSeq, a predicted model, not a curated record